AUGUAUCGUCGGCAUUCGGAACGCAAUGGCGAAAGGGCGGCAGCCGCCGCCGCAGCAGCAGCAGCACGCAACACGGGAUCGGAAAUGAUGAGGCGAGUUGUGUGGCGCGACCGUGAUGAUAAUGUUGAACGGAACCGUCAUGCGACAGGGGAUGUGGUUUCCCGUUAUCGCGUCGUCAGAGCGGAAUCCGACCGACACCACAGUUUUGCGGACCAUAUUCUGGGAUCGAUCUUGUGUGCAUCUCAUCCGGAUUCGAUGGGAGAAGAUGUGGACAACAUUGAAUACUUGAAUUUGCUGGCUAGAAACUGA
Gongylonema pulchrum is the source of this 309-nucleotide messenger RNA. Lineage: Eukaryota; Metazoa; Nematoda; Chromadorea; Rhabditida; Gongylonematidae. The record is from the annotation of a GenBank genome assembly.